GCACUUCACUACCUCUACGCUCACCAUUCACCGGCACUCCCUUCCUGGUAUUUAGGCUGCACUGGUUUUCGUUUGUUCUCUUCCGUCAGACAAAUCCAUUCUUGUGGCCGUCUUUCCCUUCCUGACCUUUCAUCCUCAGACAACCUCCACCCUCUCUUCCUUCAACACUAAGUCCGUCUGCGGUCGCCUCGCGACGUCUUCCUACGUUCAUCAUGCCCGACUUUGACUUCGAGGCCGCGAAGAGGAGUUUGACGGGAUACAUCACACUAUUCGACAGAGCAGCUGCUGGCGAGAAUGAUGGUUCUUUGCCCUGGACAAUCUUCCUGCACGCUACCCAAAAAGUUAACACCGUGGCUCAGAGCUUGCAGGAACGCUUGGAGGAAUGCCGCACCGAAUUUGAUCAAAUCAAGUUACACCGUGAAGAGAUUGCCGCCCGAGAGCGAGCCGUGGAGCAACAAGAGGCAAAUGCUCAGCAAACCCUUCAGCAGGCCGAGGACAAGGACCGGGAGACCCAGGAAAAGCUCAAUCAACUAGCCGAAAACCGCCGCCAGCAUCAGGAUCACGAGUUGCAGCUCAACACCAGACAGAUGGAGCUUGAUAGCCAGAAAGAGCAGCAGGGAAGAGAGCUCCAGGCACUCUACGAGGAGAAGGCUGUCGUGGCGCGAGAGAAACAAGAUGUUGCUCGCAACCAGAACACGUUGGAGGAGCUACGAAAGGAGAUCGAGGAGCGUGUGCGGGCACAGAUCAGACUAGACGAGCAUCUUGCGGACUUCCAGCGUGUCACAUCAGUCCUUGAGCAGCAGUUCCCGUCAAUCCUAGAGCAGCAGCUCGCGCCAGCUCUCCAGAAGCUGGACAACGUCUCGGCGCGAGUCCAAGCGAUUGAAGGACUCAUGGAGAGAACCAGUCACUUACAUGACCGUCUCGAGUCGGCCCAAAACACGGCCACACAAACCACAUCAAUCAUCGAGCAGCAGCUCGGAACAGCCCUCAACCAGUUGGACAGCGUGUCAGGGCAAGUACAAGCAAUCCAAAGAGUUGUGGAGCACCUCCUCAAAGAGCAGCUUGAACCGGCACUCGACAAGCUGCAAAAUGUGCCAGCGGGCUUACAGGCAAUUGAAAGAAUCCUCAGUGGCAUCGAUCGGUUGGAUGACCGCCUAGUAUCGACCGAGAACACCACUCGAAUGACGGAAGAGGAGCACGAUCGCAUGAUUAUGGAGUUGCGAGCCGAGAUCAUAACCGCCGUAUAUUUCAGAGAGGACGUUCGAGAGCUCAGACAAGCGCUCGACGAUAUUCGCAAGGUCCCCGAGCUUUGAGUGUUCAAACGAGGGCAUCUUCAUGCUGUAUGUAGUGUAGAUAAUUACGUACCUAGACUUAGAGGUAGCCUCACCAAUAGCUCUCACCGUGGGGUGAUGUUCAAG
Molecule: messenger RNA, 1418 nt
Organism: Neurospora hispaniola
Lineage: Eukaryota; Fungi; Ascomycota; Sordariomycetes; Sordariales; Sordariaceae
Exons: 3
Coding region: 213-1313 (366 amino acids)
Source: RefSeq, a predicted model, not a curated record